AAGUCUUUCUUUUACUUUCGUUUCUUCCGGUCUGGAGUCUUCAGGAGUCAUUGGCCCGGCGGCGAUUUUGAUUCCCAACUCCUAACACCUUGACGGCGAUUUCGAGGACACGCCACGCCACGCGAGUCGACGCUUUUGUCGCACCGAGUACUCGAUACCUUCCCACACCACAACACAGAUCGUAAUCCACUAAUCCACACUUCACGAUGUCGGCAUCGAGGUUUGGCGGUGGUGGUGCCAAGCAUCGGCUGAUGUCGGAGAUGCAAGAGCUCUCCAAGGAGAAAUGGGUGAACAUCGAUCUGGUGAACGACAAUAUUCUUCGCUGGCGUCUGGGUCUUAUCGUCGUCAACCCCGACAGCGCAUUCAACGGCGGUUACUUUAGGGCCGAAAUGACUUUCACCGACGAGUACCCCUACCAACCACCGACAUUCAGGUUUCUAGUUCCUAUCUAUCACCCUAACGUCUAUCCCGACGGUAAACUCUGCAUCUCCAUCCUGCAUACGCCGGGUGAGGAUCUCACUUCGGGGGAGCAAGCUAGCGAGCGUUGGUCCCCAUUGCAGGGCGUCGAGUCGGUACUCCGGUCCGUACUUCUGCUCCUCGAUGACCCGGAGAUCAAUUCCCCCGCGAACGUAGAUGCUAGUGUCAUGUAUCGAGAUGACCGCAUUAAGUAUAACAAGAAAGCUCAAGAUAUUGUCGAGAGGUCUAAGAACGAUAUCCCCGAUGGCUUCGUCAUGCCAACCAACCUUGACCCUCCGCCGCCGCCGAAAUCAGCAGACGACGAUCCCGCCUUUUGGGCCGAGAGUGACGAUGAGGAGCUUGACUUUGGUGGUAGUGAUACCGGUGAGGACGCAGAAUUAGCCGAAUUCGACGAAGACGGAGAGGAGGAGGGCAUUAGCGACGACGACGACAAUUAAUAAGACAUUAUCUUACGUAUAUUUUUCAACCUCGCCACUCGACUAAGGAGGCGCGUCGGUAAACCAUUUUCUAACUCCGUAUACAUCUGCAUUGGCGGGGGUAUGGCGUUUAGUGGAUCUCAUAUAUCGUUGGCCUGUUUUGGUUUUUCUUGGCCCGUCUUGUCACCGCAUUGGAUUGCGUUCGGCCAGCUUUCGCAUUUUUUUGAGAUAGAGGUUCUCCAAAGGAACAUAACCACUGGAGGCGCAUUCUACUACCAUCGAGUUGUGGCAGAGCGAGUGACCUGUGACAUCGUAGAUGAAAGAGGGAACAUCGUUCGACUUUUAAGCCCAAACG
Molecule: messenger RNA, 1248 nt
Organism: Annulohypoxylon truncatum
Lineage: Eukaryota; Fungi; Ascomycota; Sordariomycetes; Xylariales; Hypoxylaceae
Product: ubiquitin-conjugating enzyme/RWD-like protein
Exons: 3
Coding region: 207-914 (235 amino acids)
Biological process (GO): proteasome-mediated ubiquitin-dependent protein catabolic process; protein polyubiquitination
Molecular function (GO): ubiquitin conjugating enzyme activity
Source: RefSeq, a predicted model, not a curated record